UAUGGAACCUACAUGGAUUAAUGAUUAUGACUAUGCUGGGAUAUGCCCUGCUGGAACUUGUCACAUUGAAGAUAUUAGAAAAAUAUAUUCAAUUGAUCUCACAAUUGGUAAUGGCAACAAUGUUGUUGUCAAAUUGAAUUUUUUUGAAACUUGCAUUCUACUUGAAGAAGGAAUUGGUGAUAAUCCACCUAAACUCAAAACUCAAAUUAAAGAAUAUCCAUCCACCCAUGUAAAUUCUGGGUUUCAAGCAAUUUUAGCAUUUGCGUAUGAAGACAAAGAUCUACUUAAAAGUGAAGAUGAAGAUAUAUAUUUCAAUAUUGCUGAUAUUAAUUUAGGAGCAACAUGUACAUCAACAGCCACAACUGCAGGAUACGAAUGCGAAACAGCACUUCGUCAUGUAUCCAACUAUGUUUGGCUUGAGUGUUCUUCAAUAUCAGAUUCUCGGGGUACUUGCAUUGGUCAUUAUAUUGAUAUACUAUUUCCUUUUCCUGUUCAACCACAAUUUUACUGCCUUUCUAUUGGUUUAUAUCAAAGUACUGGAAGUGAAAUGGAGUUCUGGCAAUGUAAUACAAUAAAUCCUGUGGAGGACCGCUAUAGACACUGUUAUAAUUAUACAUUUAGGCCUACAAUUGAAAGUGGAGUAAGGGGAACUAUUAAAGCUCUAGAUUUAGAUGCUGAUGCUACCAUGAAAGUGUUCCAAAUGUAUGUCCUAAAAAGAACAAGAAACAUUUAUACCAUAUCAGACAAUCCUAAUUGUCAAACAAACAUUUAUAAUGGUGUACUUGAUAAUCUCAUUGAAACUUGUACAGUUAUUAAACACUUUCCAGUACAAUUUCAAUAUAAAUUAGCCAAUUCAAAAGAGUUCUAUUCAAGAACAUCAAAGCAUCAUGUAAUUCUUAAAAAAGUAAUCAAUUUAAAAGGAAAUGUUGAUGUUCAAGUCAGCUAUGAUACAAGAAUCAAUAGGAGAAUCAUGAGAAAAUUUUGUACAAUUGAAGAAUUCAGUAACAAUAGCAAUUUGUUUAUGGUAUAUUCAUUCAACUGCAAUCAUUUUUCUCAAACUGCAUCAAAUAUACUCUAUAUUUACAUUGUUCUAGAGAAUAUCAGUGAUAAAGUAUUGUUUUGUGAUAUUCUUGUUUGA
Dimorphilus gyrociliatus is the source of this 1138-nucleotide messenger RNA. Lineage: Eukaryota; Metazoa; Annelida; Polychaeta; Dinophilidae. The record is from the annotation of a GenBank genome assembly.